This is a messenger RNA of Panthera uncia (snow leopard), 4004 nucleotides long. It is a transcript of the gene HSD17B3, whose product is annotated as hydroxysteroid 17-beta dehydrogenase 3. Lineage: Eukaryota; Metazoa; Chordata; Mammalia; Carnivora; Felidae. Gene Ontology annotation, cellular component: endoplasmic reticulum. Bases 231 to 1151 code for a protein of 306 amino acids. The transcript is spliced from 11 exons. Gene Ontology annotation, molecular function: oxidoreductase activity. The record is from RefSeq and is a predicted model, not a curated record.
CCCAUGGUCACAAAAGCCCAACAAUGCUGUCAAAAAUAUUAGAAAGAAUACUUUAUUCCAAAGCCUGUGAAUCAGAGGAUUGUGUAAAGAAGUUACUCUAAUCUAAAUGUCUCCACACAGUGGAAUGCAGCUGGUAACUCCAAAGGGUGACUGACACGCCUCCGGAGCAGCCACGCCCUUGGAGGGCUGUGGAGGGGCCAGGCCAGGUCUGAAGCUGGUCCAGUGCAGUCAUGGGGGUAGCUCUGGAGCAGUUCUUCAUUUUUGUAGGGCUGCUGGCGUGCCUGGCGUACCUGGUGAAGUGUGUGAGAUUCUCCAAAUGUAUUUUUCUGCACUUCUGGAAAGUUUUGCCAAGGUCUUUCUUGAAGUCAAUGGGACAAUGGGCAGUGAUCACUGGAGCGGGAGAUGGGAUUGGGAAAGCUUAUUCAUUUGAGCUAGCAAGACAAGGACUCAAUGUUGUGCUUAUCAGCCGGACACUGAAAAAACUACAGGCCAUUGCUGCGGAGAUUGAGUGUACCACAGGGAGUAGCGUGAAGAUUAUACAAGCAGAUUUUACCAAAGACAACAUCUACGAGCAUAUUAGAGAAAAACUUGAAGGCUUAGAAAUUGGAAUUUUAGUCAACAAUGUCGGAAUGCUUCCAAACUUUCUCCCGAGCCACUUCCUUGAUACACCAGAUGAAAUCCAGAGUCUCAUCCACUGUAACAUCACCUCAGUAGUGAAGAUGACACAGCUAAUUCUGAAACACAUGGAAUCAAGGCGGAAAGGGCUCAUCUUGAACAUUUCUUCCGGGGUGGCCCUCUUUCCCUGGCCACUCUACUCCACGUAUUCAGCUUCCAAGGCUUUUGUGUGUACGUUUUCCAAAGCCCUGCAAGCAGAAUAUAAAAGGAAAGGAAUCAUUAUCCAGGUGCUGACCCCCUAUGCUGUUUCAACCCCAAUGACAAAGUAUCUAAACACCAACAUGGUAACCAAGACUGCUGAUGAGUUUGUUAAAGAAUCACUGAAUUAUGUCAUGAUUGGAGACGAAACCUGUGGCUGCCUCAUCCAUGAAAUCUUGCGGAGCUUCCUGAACCUGAUCCCAUCCUGGGUUUUGUACAGCAGCACAUUCCAGAAGAAAUACAUGGACUACCUCAAGCACAAUACCAACACCAUAUAGUCCAAGUGGGCUGAUGCUCCAUCCAGCAUUGUUCUCCAAGUUCCGUGUUGGCUGCAGAAAACUUAUGAGCAGACCAGCACCUGCCACUCCUCUGAAGCUGGAGAUGCUGUGUCAUGAAUACAGUACUGAAAAUACAACUUUUUUUUUCCAUUUUACUUGAGUCUGGAGAUCUUUGGAAAAGCUGUAGUGUAAAAAUGUGUUGUGCAGUGGGGUUUUGUGGCUUUCUGUGUGAGAAGAUGGGAGUGUCUAUAGGAGAAACUAGAGGAAUUUCUACAUGGGAUUAUAACAUAAAUGUGGUGAGAAGAAAGCCUUUGAUACUUGGCAUAUUCAGAACAAUUAUACCUAUAAGCUACUUUAUAGCUAUGUUAAAGAAAGUCUGAAGGGGACACCUUGGUGGCUCAGGCAGUUAAACGUCCCACUCUUGAUUUCUGCUCAGGUCAUGAUCUCUCAGUUUUAUGAGUUUGAGCCCCAAGUCAGCUUCUGUGCCCUGACCAUGUGGAGUCUGCUUGGAUUCUCUCCCUCUCUCUCUGUCCCUCCUCUGCUCAUACUUUCUCUGUCUCUCUCAAAUUAAAUAAACUUAGGGAAAAAAAAGAAUGUCUGAAGUUACUAAACUUUACCAAGACUGCUCUCGUCCUAGAGCACUCAACCUGAGCUCUUUAGAGACCCAGAAAACUCUAGGGGAAGGUUGUGCAGGCAACAGCUGCAUCAGGCCAGUUUCUGGGACCCUCCCAUUUCAACUAAUGCAUAACCAGCUUUAUCUAUUUUAUUUAUAUUUGGGGUUCUAUGUCAGGCUGUGCUCACAAAAAUAAAACAGAAAAGCAUAUAUUGAUAAAAAUAGUUUAAAAACCAUUACUCUAAUGCAGGAGUUGAUACCUGCAGAAAUGAAAUUUUUGUAAGUCUCCAGCUUUAAGGGUGCUGGGCUGAGGGCUUUACUUGUCAACACAUGGAGAUGGUGUUUUGGGGAACUAUUAUCCAUCAGCUCUUGAGGGAGUUGGAGGAGGAGCACAGCAGCAGGCAACCCUGUUUUGGCUGGCCUUGGUCAAGAGUGUUACCCCCAUGACAUCACCGUGCUCUAGGUGCUGCUGACACUUGGUGGCACUCAUCUUUUCUGAGACCAUCAUUGGCAUUAGUAGUGUGAAAAAAGAAUUUAUGUAUUGCUGCUCUAUUUAUAAAAGGAGUCUGGGAGAUUUGGUUGGAAUUUAUGGGACAUUUUGAUAUUCUGGGGGAAGCACAGGGUAGAUAGAACAUUUAAAACCUUGGUAAGGUUGGAAAUCAUGGGCUGUAAUAUCAUAGCUUUUAUUAAGCCUGCUCUGGGGAAAAGACUGGGAAAAGUUAUUCAUUCUGAGGUGUAGAUACCUACUUAAAUUUUCUCAAUUAUGGGUAACAAUAACUACAGUACAGAAUGUUUUUACAGUGCCCAUAUGUAUUGGUUAUUUACUUGUUGUCUUCCGUCCUAAGCCCCACCUUUCAUACUCUGAUCUAUGAUGCUGGGCUAGGAAGUUUCAGACUCUGGUCUUAAGACACUUAUGCCAGCUGGUUUUGCAUUAGAUUCUGCCCAUGGGAGGCCAAUUUGGGAGAGAAAAGGAGGUAGGAGGGCCAGGGAAACUCCUUCCUAUUCACACUCUUAUUACCAUCCUUCUGCAGAGGGGACAGUGUUAGCCACACUCAGCACCAACCAGGAAGCAGCCUGCAAGGAUGUACUACCACCCUUCACAAUGCCCCGUUUGGGCAUUGACCAGGCAGCGGUUCCCCCUUGGAGCACUCAGUUCCUAGAAACACCACCUCCUCCACUGGUUCUACCAGUCCUGCAGCCACUAAUAGCUGAGUUACCUAGUAUCCUCUUUUUGCCCUUUCAGCCUUCUGAAUUUAGUGUUACCAAUUCCUUCUACUCAAUCCCUUCUGUUUGAAAUGCUCAGUGUGCUUUCUCUUUUUGUUAUUGGCCCUGGCUGAGACUUUCAGUUGAUUAUCUUGACUGAUCUAGGAAGCUGAGUGGGUUGAAUCUUUUUUUGACAAUGAAGAAUCAGAAACUCAGAGUUCUGAAACUGAAGGCAUGAUUGAUCAAUUUGAGGAAUUAUUUGCAAAUGUGUGGGGAGGCCAUAGAGAAGUCAUCGGAGUUAGUAGAGUGGUGCUUUUAUUACCCCAAAGCCUGAAGGGGCUGGGAAGGGAGCAAUUACAGACCCAAUGAGAGAGACAGAGAGAGGAGGCUGGUGGUCAGAGGAAGGGAGAGGAAGAAGGAGAGGGCUGGAGAAAGAACAGUGUAAGGAUCGCUGUCUCAGAGGAGCUGUGACCCUUGGCUGAGAGAAGCUGACAAGUUGUGGCCACCCCAUAGAGAGGGAGAGAGGAUUGUGAUAUUGUGAUUUCUAAUAAUAAAUAUAUGUUAUCUUCAUCUCUAUUCCUUGGAAUUUCCCAGGUGAUAAGAGCAAUAAGUGUGUCAUUUUUAUUCGUAACAAGCCGCUUUUCAAACAUGCUUGAGUUUAUAUUAAUGAGGUGACUUUUGGAAAGCCCCUAAGGAUGGAGCUGGUUGCCAGAGGAACUGACCAUGUGAUUAGAAGGUUGGAACUUUCAUUCCUACUCCACAAUCUUUGGGGAGGGGAGAGAGGGUGGAGGUUGAGUUCAAUCACUAAUGACCAAUGAUUUAAUCAAUCGUGCCUACAUAAUGAAGGCUUUAUAAACUAUGGGUUUUGGAGAGCUUCUAAGGUUGGUGAACAUGUGGAGGUGCUAAGAAGGUGGCAUGCCUGGAGAGGGCAGGGAAGCUCCAUGCCUUUUCCCAUAUACCUUGCCCUCUGUAUCUCUUAUAUCCAGCUGUUCCUGAGUUGUAUUCUUUUAUAAUAAACUGGCAAUCUAGUAAGUAAA